This is a messenger RNA of Polypterus senegalus (gray bichir), 1341 nucleotides long. It is a transcript of the gene stxbp6, whose product is annotated as syntaxin binding protein 6 (amisyn). Gene Ontology annotation, cellular component: plasma membrane; exocyst. Gene Ontology annotation, molecular function: phosphatidylinositol-4,5-bisphosphate binding. The record is from RefSeq and is a predicted model, not a curated record. NCBI's taxonomy places the organism in Eukaryota, Metazoa, Chordata, Cladistia, Polypteriformes, Polypteridae. Gene Ontology annotation, biological process: Golgi to plasma membrane transport; exocytosis. The transcript is spliced from 6 exons. The coding region runs from base 353 to 985 and encodes 210 amino acids.
CACGUGACUAGGCUUGUCGGAGGCGCGCCGAGCUGCGCUGCGUUGAGCUGCGCGCGCGGAGUCCAGCUGGGUGGCUGACUGACUGCAACGGCUCUCCACUUGCACCGCCACUCGCUGCAAGCCUGCUUGGAGAUUUUUUUGGGGGGGAUUUCUUUUUUUAAUAUUUAAAUCGGAGAUGACCCCGUCGCAGCCAACCAGAUAACAGGAUCACUACACCGUGGGAGCGGAUGGACGCGUUGUAAGCGAAACGAUCGGAACUUGUGUUGAUCUUGUCGCUCUUUCGCACGUGAAGGGAGAAACGCACAGUCCGAGGACCGAUAAGACCUCCGCUUGUCCUGCGUCCCUCUUUAAAAUGAGUGCCAAGUCUGCCAUCAACAAAGAGAUUUUCGCUCCUUUCGAUGAGAAGAUGCUGGGUGCUGUGCAGGUGAAGAGGAGGACCAAGAAGAAGAUCCCAUUCUUAGCCACCGGUGGACAGGGCGAUUACAUGACCUUCAUCUGUCUGUCAGUCACCAAUAAGAAGCCAGCGCAGGUCUCCAUCACCAAGGUCAAACAGUUCGAAGGCUCCUCGUCGUUUGUGCGGAGGUCGCAGUGGACGAUUGACCAGCUCCGGCGAGUCAACGGCAUCGAAGCCAACCGAGACUGCGCGGAGUUCGACUUGGAGUUCGACAACGCCUUUGACCAGUGGGUGGCCGGCUCGGCCACCGAGAAGGGGGUCUUCUUCCAGAUCCUUCACCACACCUGCCAGCGGUACAUUGCCGACCGGAAGCCGGAGUUCCUCAACUGCCAGUCCAAGCUGCUCGGAGGCAACAGCAUCUUCAAUUCAGCAGCAGACAGCGUCACCAGCGCCGUACAGAAGGCGAGCCAGGCCCUAAAUGAACGCGGGGAACGGUUAGGCAGAGCGGAGGAGAAGACGGGCGAGAUGAUGAACAGCGCCCAGCAGUUCGCCGAGACGGCACACAAGCUCGCCAUGAAGCACAAAUGUUGAGGCCGUGCCAGCUGUUUGGGGACCCUCCAGGAUGGACGCCCAGGCCUUUCGGGCCCACUCACUUCCAGACACCUCUCUUUUUUUUAACUUUGAUCCACAGCAGUGAAUAAUUGGAGCUUGUGUAGGACGUGGCGUGGCGUCCGCGUGGUCCAGAGCAGACGCUCCGAGCGCAGCCUCGUCAUUUUCGUUUCCCACCCGCAGCCUCUCUGGUUUGUGUGUCGUUUUUUUUAAAUUAUUUAUUUCCCAUGAAAUGCGAGCCGCGUGAUUUGGGGCUCGUGUCCGCGCCGCUCGAUUCUCCAGCUGUACUCUGUGAUUUCUCGCAUUUGCUCGAUGUUAAUAAAGUCAUGCACCUGGGC